Molecule: messenger RNA, 2922 nt
Organism: Mauremys mutica (yellowpond turtle)
Lineage: Eukaryota; Metazoa; Chordata; Testudines; Geoemydidae
Gene: BCL2L15
Product: BCL2 like 15
Exons: 4
Coding region: 216-767 (183 amino acids)
Biological process (GO): regulation of apoptotic process
Cellular component (GO): nucleus; cytosol
Source: RefSeq, a predicted model, not a curated record
AGAGUGAGGGAUGAAAUAGCCUGUCAGUGCUUUACCCUGCCCUGGGGAGGAGUCUCCUCCCUAAGGCACUUGCCCUUGGGAGGGUGUGACGCAUGCUGAGCUGACCAGGAAGGAGGAAAGGUUCUGUGCACAAACCUUACCCGGAAGAGGAACAGCUGCAGGGGCAGCUUGGCUUCUCUUUGAACUUCAGAUAAUCCAAGGGGAGACGUAUUAAAAUGAAGGGUCCUAGGACUUUUGAGGAGCAAACAGAGUGCAUUGUGGAGGCACUUCUCUCUGACUUCCUAGGGGAAGACGAAGGUUUUGCUUACCGCAGUCUGGAGACAGACUCUUUUGCUUCGUCAAACGCAGGUUGUACCCCCUUUCCCUGCUCUCUCUCUGCCGUCUCAGAACGUGAGCCCUCUGCAGGAGCAGAAGCUUCAAGUACCUUUGAUUCGGUUAUUAUUGCCAGUCGUCUGCGGAGACUAGGAGACCAAUAUAACGAGGAUCUGGAGCAGCCUGCCCAGCGCAUCAUUGCUGAGGUGGCUAAGGGAAAGGUGGAAGAAUUUGGAGUCAUGGUGGAUUCUCUCAGCAAGAGUUGGAGCAGCCUGAAUCCUGAGCUGGGCUACGAGAGAGCUUUUCUGGCAGUGUCUGUGAAAUUGUUAGCAUACCUUUCCCGGAAAGUUCCAGCUGUGGCCCGUCGAAUCCAGCUUGUGGAGCUGAUUAAUGGGAACCGUGAAGUGAGAGGAUACAUUGAGACCCGUGGUGGCUGGGAGAACUUUGAAAACUGAUGGAAAAGGCUACACUGCCUCCCAGGAAGUGAAAUGGCAGCUUUCAAUGACUUAAACUAUUAAACUGUUUUCUGGAAAUUGUUUUCCCAGCCAUCAGUCUUUCUACUUCCCUCUGCCCCGAAGAUCGAUCCAGUCACUAAUUGGGACACCUCAACACGUAGCUAUUCUUCCACACCAGAUGUGGCUCUCUUGUUCUUGCACUUAUUCAUUUAUUUACAAAUAAUUUGUAGGGGAUUGAUUUUGUUUCCCUCCAACAUAGGCUGUAUAUGCAACUUUUAAGUGUGAGGACUGACAGUGACACUUUUUUGUUCUGCCAGCUUUUGUCCUACCCUGUAACCCCGAAGGGAGAGGGAGCCAGAGAUGGCUGCCUAGUAUCAUGUUGGGAAACAGAACAGCCAAGGAAUUGAGUCCGAGGAAGCCAAAAAGGAGGCAUUGUGAACAAGAAUGCUAUUUAUGGCAGAGCCCACAGAUGUGAGAACUGGUAGCACUGAACACUCUUGGCCAUCCUAUUUCUCUAGCGCUCUAAGAGUUAACAAACUUCUACAGUUAGGGGAAUUGUCUUCUGUAGCUGGCCAUGCUCACUGAAAGCCUGUUCAAACCUCCUCCUGCUACCUCUGAGUUGGUAUUAACAGAGGCACUCACAUACAGUCCCUCAGGAGCUAUUGGUAUAUAUGCUCUGCAGUAAAAUCAGCUACACCAAAUCUGUGCCUGAGCCUGUGCCACAUUACACUUGGGUUUGCUGGAGUGACUCCAUAAGGAUUCAAGGUUUUACAUGAUCCUGCAGUUUGCAGAGAGCUGUUUGGGAUGCUGCUGUUGAAUCAGUUCAUUAUAUGAGUAGCUCAGUGAAACAAGGCUUACAUACCAUAUAGGACUCUGUGGGCGAGCCAGCUCAACCUGGAAUAUCCCACCCCAGAUCAUCACUGGGGUGGUCAUAGAGAGAUGGUUCCACCCCACCAGCGGUCCCCUCAGAAGCCAGCUGCUGCUACUCAAAGGAUCUGUAGAGAGUUGUUUGGAAUUCCUCUGUUAACCCACUUCCAGACUCAGUUCUGACACCUAUAUGAAAUCAGUGGGUCAGUGAUGUCUGGGCUGAGAGGCAGAUGAGCACAGUGGCCCAACUUAAUGUAUUUUUAAUAAAAUGAGCAAAUGAAUCUGUAUCUAUGCAAACUAUAUGAAUUUAAUUGCAUCCUUUCCCUCCCAUCUUGUCACUUACCUCAUACUGUAAGUUGUUCAGGGCAGUGACCACAUCUCCUAUUGUGUGCUUAUACAGUACCCAACACAAAAGGCUCCAAUCCUCUUUUGGGGUCUCUAGGCAAUAGAGUAAUUAUUAAAUACUUAAUUCCAACCUGGAUCUGGGUCUUGUGGGCCCCUUGGAGUGGAAAUCUGGCAGGGUAUGAGCUGGCUUGAGGGAAAGUAGCUGUGCUGCUAGUUGAUUUAAUUAGGGGAUUUGCCCUUACAGCCUCUCAAACGGAAGAUGUCAAUUUAAAAAUCAGGUUGCAAACUAGUGUCUCUCUCUGUUACUAAUACACCCUAGAUCACUGGAAGGGAAAGAAUAUAAAAAUCCAGUUUGUCAUUCUUAUGCACUUAAUUUGCUAUCUGCAUUUCUCUCUACUUGGACAAUGGCAUCAGUUUCACUGGCAUAAAGUUAGUUUCUAGGCCAGGGGCUUAAUGUGGCCAUGUUUGGGUUUCAAACUCUGCAGGUCAGUGUUUGUUUUAAAAUGGUGGUUUUCCCUUAGAAUUUUCACACAUUUCUGUUGCUCUACAGUUACAUGAAGGAUUGCUUUUACAAAAUUUAAAUUUGACAGAAAUGUCUCUUUUGGAGAUAGAGAGGUUUGUUGCCACUCAGAAAACCAGGCAAGAGUUCUGCAGAAGUACUCUGAACUGGAUUUGUUACCAAAAUCCAAUAAUUCUGCCAUUUUGCUUGGUUUUUUUGCGAGUCUGUAACUAACUCUGAAAUCCCCCAAAGGCUUUGCUUUGCUGGCUGUCUGUCCAGGGACACUCAAUCUGAGAUUUUCACUACUGGUGCAGAAUCUUUUGAGUGUCUAGGAAGUUUAGGGGGUUUUUCUCCUCUCAUAUCUGGUUCCCAGUUUGAAGUCUUCUCCUUUCUGCCACUGUAGACUCACUCUGGGUCUUGUCAGCUGGAGAAGUUUCACUAGGA